Messenger RNA from Lucilia cuprina (Australian sheep blowfly), 1181 nucleotides. Its product is annotated as caltractin. Gene Ontology annotation, biological process: centriole replication; mitotic cell cycle. Gene Ontology annotation, cellular component: centrosome; centriole. NCBI's taxonomy places the organism in Eukaryota, Metazoa, Arthropoda, Insecta, Diptera, Calliphoridae. The transcript is spliced from 2 exons. Gene Ontology annotation, molecular function: calcium ion binding. Bases 370 to 921 code for a protein of 183 amino acids. The record is from RefSeq and is a predicted model, not a curated record.
CUUUAGUUUUGUGCACAAAUAGUUGAAAGAAUCCUUUUGUAAAGGAUAUUUUGCCUAAAAAUAGUAACAACCUGUUAGUUUAAUUGAUAUAAUAAAUAAAAAUAUAAUAUAAAUACAAAAUUUAAGGGUGAGUUUGAAAUAUAACUUCCCACAACAUAAAAUAAAACGAAAAUAUUUAAAGAACACAAGGAAAUACAUGUCAGCUGGCUGAUUAGAAGAAAACAUUGAAAAAUCAUUAAAAUUUAUUAUACACGACAAAGUAAAGGACAUUAAUAUAAUUACGAAACAAAUAACGGUGACCAAGGAUACCUGGGUGUAAAAAAAUAUUAUUUAUUUAAAACAAAUAAUAAAAUAAAAAGUAGUGCAGCCAUGGAACGUACUGCUACCACCAAUACCAGUAACACGGCCAAACGUAAUACCAAUGCCUCUGUAAAUACGGCUGGUGGGCGCAAGAAAUCUGGUCCAAAAUUUGAAUUAUCCGAUGCCCAAAAGGCCGAUAUCAAAGAAGCCUUCGAUCUUUUCGAUGUCGAUUGCACGGGUUUCAUAGAGGUGAAAGAACUCAAGGUGGCCAUACGAGCUUUAGGUUUCGAACCCAAAAAAGAGGAAAUUAAGCGCAUGAUUGCUGAAAUUGAUAAAGAUGGUACAGGACGCAUUAGUUAUAACGAUUUUUUGCAUUUGAUGACCAUGAAAAUGGCUGAAAAGGAUACAAAAGAAGAAAUACUUAAAGCAUUUCGUUUAUUCGAUGAUGAUGAUACUGGUAAAAUAUCCUUUAAGAAUCUUAAACGUGUAGCACGAGAACUGGGAGAAACUUUAACGGACGAGGAGUUAAGAGAAAUGAUCGAUGAGGCAGAUUUGGAUAAUGAUGGUGAAGUGAAUCAAGAUGAAUUUUUACGUAUUAUGAAGAAAACUAGUUUGUAUUAAGGUGGUAGUGUGUUGAAGAGAAUGGGAUGUCAAUAGAGGUUGAAAUGAUUGUGUUCCUUUAAUGAUUUUGUUUUAGGUUUUAUUUAUAUUUCAAUUGUAAUAUUUUAAGAAGUUCCUUUUCUUUUAUAGGUAUUUGCUUAUUUAAAAAAAUAAGUUUUUAGAUAUUUUUCUUAAGCAUUCUUUAGUUUUUUCAAUAAUUUUGUAUUUAUUUAUGUAAUUUUGCAGCUUUUAAUUGAAAUACAUGAAAUUUUUAUUCAAUA